GAGCGAGCGAGGGCGCUGCAGCUAUUUUGAAAGUGACCCACCUCAUUGGGGCAGCCAACUGUGCAGCUGUCAGGAACCAUGACUGAAGAUGACCGAUUCGGUUGUCGUGGAGGGAUAUGCCAGACUCAAAGACGGUAAAAAGUGGAAAACUAGGUGGAUCGUUCUUCGUAAGCCAUCGCCUGUAGCAGAUUGCCUCGUGUUGUUAGUUUUUAAAGACAAGUCGGACAAAGUCGAAGGGAACAAGGAGCGGGCCGGAGUCAUUCUUGAGGAGAUCUGCGGCCUGGAAAGCGGACGGUGGUGCGAAGGCACGUCAUUCACACUGGCCAUUCUCUGUCUGACCCAGACGGUUCUGCUUGGGUUCGACAGCAAGGAGACUCUGCAGGCCUGGGAAGCCCGUUUGCGCUACAGCUUGGGAGAAGUUCACAGGUUCAGCGUCGGAGUCUUGGCAGGAACAAAGUUAGAGAGCGGACCGGCAACCCUUCACUUGUGCAACAACUUGCUCGCUCUCGUCAGAGACUCAUCCCCCGUCGUCCUCGGCCACUGGAACCUUCCGGACCUGCGUCGAUAUGGGCCCGUACCAAAUGGAUUUGUCUUUGAGGGAGGAACGCGAUGUGGCUACUGGGCUGGUGUUUUCCUGCUCACGUCUUCCGAAAGCGAGCAGAUAAGCUUCUUAUUCGACUGCAUCGUCCGAGGAGUCUCUCCUACUAGGGGACCUUUUGGCCUGCAGCCCAUCCUGCCAGAUCCAAACACCAGUCAGACCAACUCUGAGGAGAGGCUGAACCAUGAGACACGGGAACUGGAGAAGCGCUUGAGUAUGCUUUCCAAUCGGAACAGCACAGCGUCGUCCAUGUAUUGUGCAUCCCCCGGAGGCGAUGACCGCAGCAUAUCCGGUUCCUCGGACACCUCAGACACCAGCCAAUCCGACUGCAGCGUUUCCAGCCGUUUGGCCGUUUGGACCGAACCCGGCAGUAACCUCGCUGAUAGCAAUGUUGUUGGCAACAAAGUGGCGAGUGUGGAAAAGCAAUUGGGCAACCAGAACAGCGGGAACACUUCUGGAAUCAUAGACCCCAGGCAGCUACAGGAAAUCGGUCGCCAGAGCUCCUUAGACAGCGGUAUUGCCACUGGUAGUCAUUCCUCUUACUCUGGAAGUUUCUCCUCAUACACGGGAAGUCUGGACAUUAGCGCUAGUGAGGACUUUGGCUCAGUUUUUUGUCUGCCUCCGCACUUGGCUCAAGACCUCAGCUCUUGUUCUUGCCCCAAUGUAUCAGGACACGAGUACAAAGUACCAACCUCACUCAGGUAUCUGUAUGACACUCCCAGGAGUCUGGCACAGGAUUACUCCAGUUUAUCUAAGGAUUCUCCUGAUCCUGUAACAGAGUCUUUAAAGGGGGCCUCUGAGGGUCACCUCAAAACAGUGAGCUCACUGAGCAGGAAAACAAGGUGGGCACCCUCUAGUGACAGCACGGAGUCCAGCACAACUAAAACCAUUGUGACCAUCUGCUCAGUAUGCGGUGGACUUCAGGGUACGUCCUUCAACCCUGCAAGUGCUGCAGCAAUACCUGCAUUACCGGUUCGCAGGUCAGACAGGACAAGUGAGGAUUCACCACUUGCCAAAAAAGGACUGGAAAAACUAGCAAGCCUUUUAGCUGAGGUCCUUCAUCAUCCCAGAGCACCCAAGAAAUCAAAUCCCAACCGCGGUAACUUACACGUAGCCAUGAGCCCUGCAUUAAGCCUCAACCCUCCAUCACUAUUUGGCUCCCAAGCACCAGCGACUGACGUCAUUUACGAAAACUGUUCCAAGUGCUGUGGUGCUCAUUUCCGCCCGCCACUGCGGGGCACCCCUGCCAAUGUGCACCGCCGCAGCAGAAUCUACAGUGUGCAAACCUUUCUAACUGGGCUGCACCUAAAGAAAAGCGCAGAAGAAAAAAGUUCUGAGACUCUUCAGACCGACGGUCCGAAUGAAGAGACGAACGGUCAAGCAUUGCCCAGUGAAGGUAAGAGGCCUCUUUUCCUCUGCGCUCUUGCAGCCUCUUCUCUCUUCUCCAACUGAACCAUGGAUAUUUUUCUUGGACUUGUUAUCCCCCACCACUCCUGAAUUCCUUUCCUGGAUCUCCCAACAACAUCCAUUUGGAGCAUCACCAAUUACAUUUGUUUAAAGUCCAGCACUGAAAUGAUCCACUACUUGGUCGGAUGUGGUGAUAUAACAUUGAUAGUGAGAUAUCAUAUUGUAAUCUGUCAUGGUCCAAUACUGAUACAGUAACAUCAGAAUGAUACUGUACCUGCCCUAUUUUAUUUGACUGAAGGAGCUGUGGGAGAAAAUGUAAUCACAUGAUCUCUCAAGGUGCAGUAUCAAAAGGGAACCAUCAAAUACAGUAUUUUACACAUUCACUUCCAUAUGUUUGUUGAGCUCUUUGAUGGCCGACAGCUGCUCAACUGAAGCUUGUACGUACUUGAAUAAUGAUGUAAAUGCACGUAGCUUAGAUGUGAAAUAUAUGUUGAGUGAUUCAUUACUUUGUAUUUAGUACACAGUAAAUAUCGGAAAGGAAGCAGAUUCCCCGGAUACAUGUAUAUUUUGAAAUAAUCACGUAUCUUUUCUUUUAGUAAUGCAAUGAUUUAAAACUGUGGUUUCAAUUACUUUUGCAAUGUUUAACAUUACUCACAACUAAAAGGAAUAUCCCUUUGGAA
This is a messenger RNA of Syngnathus typhle (broad-nosed pipefish), 2685 nucleotides long. RefSeq names its product protein Dok-7-like. The transcript is spliced from 9 exons. The record is from RefSeq and is a predicted model, not a curated record. Gene Ontology annotation, biological process: positive regulation of protein tyrosine kinase activity; neuromuscular junction development. NCBI's taxonomy places the organism in Eukaryota, Metazoa, Chordata, Actinopteri, Syngnathiformes, Syngnathidae. Bases 89 to 2050 code for a protein of 653 amino acids. Gene Ontology annotation, molecular function: protein kinase binding.